UCCUGUCCUGCAUAUUCAGUCACGAGCCCAAGGAUGGCCUCCAUGAUUCAACAAUUAAACCCGCUUACAUAACUCCACUUUGUUCAGUAGAAGGAAACCUAUUCACGCGGACACUAAGGGCAUUUGCAGUGGGAUAAUCCCUAAACGGUGACUGGUAUUCAAUGCUUUGGGAACGGCGGUCCGUCUGCUGUCUUUAUUUCCUGGUGUUCGUGACAACUUUUGUCCUCUCAGAUUGCUAUUUCACUCUGACGACUUCGCAAAAGUUUAUCUGUGGCUGAGCAGUUUAUGCCCAAAAUAAUGCAUUGUUUUGUUGGUUGGAGAGAAAUCGUCGAUCCCUUCACUGUAAUGUAAUGGCCUGGUGAGUUUUGGGACAAACACAUAAGCGAAGACUGCACCAACGAAGCUAUAACUCGAGUCACUGUUGACUGGAUAAACAGUGAAUCGUGCGUGUAUAAACCACGAAUACAGAUCAACGGAGCGAAAACUUGAGGUGGUGCGUUCACGGAGACUUCUAUCAUUCCGGCAACAGCGCCAGUCAUGACGACCAUUGCUCCAACCUCCCUCUUGUUUCUCGUCCUGCUGUUGAUACCACGUGAAUCAGCUGCCGUGGCCAGCCAGCAACCGUUAGCGUGCGGUGACAGCACGGGCGCCGUGGCGCCCCUGUGCCGUUGUACCGUCGAUGGCAGCAGGAAGAUCGUGAACUGCUCCGACUUGCAGCUGCAGACCGUACCCGCUGGUAUACCAGACGACACACAUAUACUAAACCUCAGCGACAACUCUAUCGAAGAACUGAGUAGUGAUGUUUUCAACCAUCUGGUUGAACUUCGAGAACUGUAUAUGGUGCAAAAUGCAAUACGCAGCGACCGUCUGGACGUUGCCACUUUCAGCCGUCUUUCCAACCUCCAAUUACUAGAUAUGAGCAGGAACCGACUCAGAUUGCAGGAAGCAAGUGACAUAGAACCGUUUCUGCCUUUAUUCAGGCUGAAAACUCUAGACAUGGCACACAACAACAUUGCAACAAUCGACACGUCAUUUCUCACCGUAUUAGACCGACUUGAAAACCUCUACAUGACAAACAACCCACUGGUGUGCGACUGUAACCUCCUCUGGUUUAAGAACUGGCUGCUUAACAAAGGGACGCAGCCAAACUUUGCAGCAUCAGGGGUGCAGUGCUUCACGCCGGAAUCUGUGAGACAGCAGACGGUCGAUACUGCGAGGUUCUGCAUACCAGUGCAGCGUUGCUACUUUUGUGACUCAGCUUCCACCAACGCUGCCUGUAAUUUUGCGCAACAACAGUGCUCAGGAAUCAACCCGGCCUGCCAGAACGAGGUGCGAGUCACCAGCGGGAGGUUUCUGAUCAGCAAGAGCUGCCAGGCCCUGGAUGCCUGCCUCGUCAACGCCCAGCAGAACCAGAAUGAUUGCAGCUCGAGUACAGUGAAUUCCGUGUGCCGCUACUGUUGUCAAGGAGACAAGUGUAACGCCCCGGAAACCGCCAUUUUGAACGGGUACCGGUUUCCAUUCCCUGACGAGAUAACGGAACCGCCAACAGCAGCACACCAGGCACCUUUGCGGGAACUUGUCUGCGAGGGUGGCGAGUUCUCCAUAUCCUGCGGCAUGGGUGGGACCAUUGACGUUCAGUGGGCCCUGUACGGCCGCGAAGACGGCAGCCAGGCCUGCUUCACGCCCCGAGCCACUCCGUGCGGUGACCCGGAGGCCUCCUUAUCCAUCGUUCGAGAGAUGUGCCAGGAGCAGAUGCAAUGUGGAUUCGUCGUCAGUAAUGAACGAUUUGGGGGCGAUCCAUGUUAUCUGGUUCUAAAAUACCUGGUUGUAAACUAUACCUGCAAUGGUCAAGCAACUAGUACGCCUGUGCGACAGACUACCACAGCAGAAAGUACCAGACGGCCUCCGCCAGCCGCGCCGACAAGCCGACCACCGGUGCCAGCCCCAUGUCCGGCUGAGGAAACCCAGGGUGUGACGGGGACGUUUCAGUGGCCAGAGACGUCUUCUGGAGAUAUUGUCAUCCUGCCGUGUGCGUACGACCUUCAGCUGAAGAGUGCCACAAGACUAUGUGGGGACGACUCAACUGGUUGGGUUGAGCCGAAUACCCGCGAAUGUCCGACUGCCUCCACAAUUCUCGAGGAACUAUCAAACGUUACCAUCGUUAGGGGAAACGCCUUGGACGUUUCUGAAACUUUGACUGACGUCACUUCAGUCCCGGAUGUUCUGAAGCCAAAUGACGUCAGCAACGCUGUAAAUACUUUUGAAAAUCUGGCGAAUGCCCUCGGUAAUUAUCAGGAGGAAAGCCCAGACGUCUUUGGGAAUGUUUUGGACACCUUAGAUCAACUAACCGGAGUGCCCAGCGACCAGCUCGUACAAAGUCAGCUGAAUGACGACUCUUCAUCCAGGCUUCUCCGCUCUGUUGACACUUUCAACCUCGGGGUCCAGUUCCAGUCCAAUGUUCUUGAGGAAGACACACCCUCUGUGGACGUAGUGCUGGUAGACAUCACUGAUCCAAUGGACAACGGCCUGCUGUUCUUUGGAUCCGGCAAAGACCUAGAUAACGCUCAACCCACAUUGGUAUCUGGUUCAGCCAGCAAUGCAGACGAGGUCCAAACCAACAACAAGAGCUCCAGCACGGAUGAGAUUGUCAAGGGUUCUAUCUACCUGCCAAACUCCUUGCUUAAAUCCGUGGGAAACAAGCUGUCGCGAUGCCAGUUUGUCAUGUACGAGGAAACCACAUUUUUCGACGUUAUCCAAGAAUCAGCAAGGAACAGAACUAUUUCCAAUAAGCAAGAAGACGAGGUUGAUGCUAUCCCAACGACAGACAGUGGGGUGUCGACGACGGACGUUGCGACCAACUCUACCUCAGCAAGUACAUCCCCACCUGCAGAUUGUAUCGCCGUUUCAUGUCGCGAGGGGUACAAGACCGUCAUCAACAGCGUCGUCAUAUCCGCUGCGGUAGCAGACCUAAAUAUUACCAACUUGCAGGAGCCAGUGACAGUCACAUUUCGUAAAGCAAGGAUGGAUGCAGACAAUCCCCGAUGUGUCUUCUGGGACGAGGCAAAAAACGGUGGUUGGGGAGGCUGGUCCAACGAGGGCUGCAGCCUGGAUAUCAACAACAACAUAGACGACACCAACGUGGUUUGCAAGUGUAACCAUCUCACCAACUUUGCAAUGCUGAUGGAUAUAUACGAUGGGCCGGAUAUUCCGCCAGGUCAUCAGCUUGCACUGUCUAUUAUAUCAUACGCUGGAUGUACGCUUUCCCUCAUCGGACUUGUGUUAACUCUAGUAACGUACACUUGCUGCGGCCCCAGAUCCAAAGCUAAAGUGCACGACAAAAAGUUCAGAGGCGACAAGCGCGCCAAGGUCCUUGUCAACUUCGUCAUCUCGCUGAUUUUUGUCAACGUCUUCUUCAUCGCGGCAUCCGUGACGGCCGAGUUCCGGGAGUCGGCGCCGGACGAGCUAUGUAUGGCCCUGGCCGUCUGCCUGCACUUCUCGCUCUUGGCCGCCAUGGCCUGGAUGGCCAUUCAAGCCUUUAACAUGUACAUGGCACUGGUCAGGGUCUUCGCAACGUAUUACUCUCACUUCCUGCUCAAGAUGGUGAUCGUGGGCUGGGGUAUACCACUUGUCAUUGUCGGGAUAACGUUAGGUGCAGACCUUCAAAACUAUGGCAGCAAUGAUGAUCUGUGCUGGCUGAGUGGGAUCCCAUUCUAUGUGGCCUACCUCCUCCCUGUCUGCCUCAUUCUCCUCUUUAACGUGGUAGUCUUCGUGGCGGUCACUUGGAAGCUGUGCCAACUGCGCAAGAGCAAGAUCAGCACGUCAGAUCGCUUCGACGUGGCGGCCCAGCUCCGGGCCACGGUCAGUGUCACCAUCCUGCUGGGGCUGACCUGGCUCCUGGGCUUCUUCGCCAUCGGCGAUGCCAGCCUGACCUUCAGCUACCUCUUCGCCGCUUUCAACUCCCUGCAGGGCUUCGCCGUCUUCGUCUUCCAGUGCCUGCUGCAGCCGGAGAUGCGGCAGCGGUGGGUGUUGGCCUGCUGCCCGUACUGCGCGCCGGAGACUGGUGACUUCCGCGACUCUAAGUCUGGAGUGUAUUCCAGAUCUGAAAGCCAGACUAAUGGAGCAAAGGCACCCAACAAUAACUGGAGGAAAGGUACCACAUCCACAGCCGCAUCUUCGUAUAUGGCUUUGAAUACACCUGGAGCUGUAAAAGACAAUCCAGUCUAUGAGAAUACAAGUGCACGCUGAGGGUAGAAGCUACGCAAGGGCGGGAGGCCAGAAGACAAUCAAAAUGGAACUUUCCAUUCAUGUGCAUUCACAACGACGGCCUUCAUUGCAUUGUGUUUUACUAUAAAUCUGUAAUUUGUAAAGUAAACUGUGAUUCUUACUGAAUAUUUUGUGAUUUUUAAAAUCAAUAUUUAGCAGUAGUUUACAUUAGUGCUAGCAUUUUCGCGCCGAAUAUUACACACAGUUUUGACUGAGCAUAGGCCUAAUUAUUUAAUUUCACUUUCAUAAAAAUAGACUGAUAUUUUUGUACAGAAUUAUUGUUGUCGAGAAGAAUUAAGCAAAUACGCCUACAAGUACUUUAACUUUGGCUCACUGUAGUGUAAUUCACUGCCCAAACUGAUUCAGUUGAUACUUUUGAUUGAUACUGAUCUUUUCAGUACCUGUAACAUGAAAUCUGAGGUUAUGCCCUAUAUCAUGCUGGGAGAUAAUCUUCAAUGGGGUUUGGGCGAGCACGACUCGGCCCUGUUUAUUUUCAAGUCGACUGAGUUUGCCUCUAAGAUUUAAAACAUUUCUCUCUUCCAAACCUCGGCGGCACCACGGAGCAUCUGAAAUCCUGGAACAGUCAGAGAACCCUGGACUCCCAUCGCAGCCGCUUCGCGUAGGCGCACCGGCGUUAAAGGCAGCACGUAGAACCUGUUUAUUUUAAAUCUCAAUCAGUGAUCUCGAUGCUGCCUCGCUCCUUCCAUUAGGUGGGUGCUGAUGUCAGUGAACUAACGUUGGAUCACUGAUGCGAUCCGGAUUUGUGUGAAAUAAACAGGCCUACAGGUUGGAUUUCGGCCAUCUAAUGAAUGCACCCAUUUCUGGCUAUGCUAUCAGUGCCUACACCAACAGGUGACUCUAGGAAGAGCAUUGUGAUUCAAAGUGUCAAAAUCUUCAUCCAACUUAGUGUUGCAAAAGUCUUGGAAAGGAGGGCGUGGGAAAGCGCGAUCCGAUGGCUUUUUCUUUUUUUUUAUUUCAAAACAUUUUAUUGAUUUCUUUCCCUCAGCUAGUUUUCAGUGAGGGAAUUUUGUAGUUCUUAAUUCUAGUUGGUGAAUGUCAAAGCUUCAUGAAUGAUCGCCUUUUGGGAGAUCAAGCUUGAUCUAUGUUGGCUGAUUUUACAUCUAUUUACGCACGCGUAAUGCAA
Molecule: messenger RNA, 5407 nt
Organism: Acanthaster planci (crown-of-thorns starfish)
Lineage: Eukaryota; Metazoa; Echinodermata; Asteroidea; Valvatida; Acanthasteridae
Product: adhesion G protein-coupled receptor G6-like
Biological process (GO): G protein-coupled receptor signaling pathway; cell surface receptor signaling pathway
Cellular component (GO): membrane
Molecular function (GO): carbohydrate binding; G protein-coupled receptor activity
Source: RefSeq, a predicted model, not a curated record